GACCGACCGACCGAGGUCGAUUCGAUUCGAUUGUUGUUUAGUUUAUUAGAAUCGUUACCGAAGUGGAUACGUUUCGCAUCUACGGACGGAACGCGAUAUCGACAUCUGUCAAACUAAUUUUCGGAAUUUACUGUGUGUUUGCGGGACGGUGAUAAAUGUGAAUAUUUCGUGUUUUACGUGUUUAAUGUUAUAAUGCAUUUGUGAUUGUGGUGCCUGACGAUCUACUGUGUUAACUUUGUGGUUAUCAUGUCAGGAAUUCGCGGUGUUGUUGUGUUUUGUGUGUGAAUGACUCCGUGUAUUUAACGAGGCUUGCACAGUUGGAUUUUCAAUACGUAAACCGCAGCCGCCAUGUUUAAUUUCAUCAAGAAGUCCACCGUCCUGGCGGGCGGCGACGGCGGCGGCUGCGAGGAGAGAGACGGCGACAAGGAGAGGAGGAAACGAGAGAAGAAAGAGAGGAAAGAGCGGGAGAAAAGAGAGAGGAUAGCUGCCGGCCUCGAGGAACCCUUGAGGCUGGAAGAGGUUCGACGAUCUCUGAAAUUACGGGGCAGACGCAAAGAAAAGGAGAAACUACCCUCCGGCAUCACCGCCGACUACACCGCCUCAUUGUUCGCUCACCUGGAACAAGACUCCAAUUAUUCCAACUACCCGCUGAUACCUACCUCGGGGUCUAACUCCAACUUAAGUGACGAGAAUAACCAUCUAUCUCCCGGAUACCCCACCACCCACAGCUGGACUAAAAAGGACAGCGUCCUGCAAUCAGACAGCUCAGAAACAUCGCUGAAUUCUCUAAACAACCCAAACAACGCCAAUAACAGCCCGCGACAACCGCCUAAUCUACCUCCGAUUCCACCACGACCUCCGAAACGAGGAAUCCUGAAAGGGCCUCGUCUAAGCAAUACUAGUUCUAAUUCUCAAGAGAGCAAUGCUCAAAGCAGCGAUACUGUGGACUACAUAAAUGGUCAAGAUCCGAAUUUGCUGGCACGGAAUACGCAGCAGAAUGAGGUCAUAUGCUAUGGCAUCCCACCUUCGAAAAGCACGUCGUCUAGCGAUGACAUACAACAGCUGCAAAUGUUCACAAAGAAGGUCAUCCACAGUCCGGUGGAUACGCAGUAUAAAAACUAUAAGAACAAUGCGAAUAACCCGUCGAUUGUCACCCAAGACGUAGACGAAAUACCAAAGACGAACGGAAACAAUUACAUUGGAGUCACUUCCACGUCUCCAAGUGCUGAUUCUUUAACCGACACGACUACGAACUCUUCGUUUGCUACUCCGCCGUUUUCUACCUCGCCUGUUGGUGAAUCUCAAGGCUUCCAUAGAUGGUCUAGGACUAGCAACUUCGAAGAUGUGUAUUUGCCUUUACCGUCACUGACCCCGUUACAAUUACCUAAGCCCAGAAUGCUAACGAUACAAAGGCAGAAAUCUCCUAGGAAUGACUUUGGAUUUAGUCUUCGAAGGGCUAUGGUUCAGGAGCGUGUGUUCAUAGGGGAUAUCAAAGAUUUCAAUGGUCAUGAGGAGAACGGACUUCCAAACGGUGAUAGCAAAUACAAUGGCAAUAUUUCGAAUGGCCUGAAUAGCAAAUUGACUUAUAAAGCAGUGAUUCUAGCUGAACCUGGAUCUUAUCCUGGCGCUAGUGAGACGGGGCUCCUUCCCGGGGACAGACUUUUGGAAGUGAACGGUGUUAGUGUGGAAGGCAAAAGUAGGGAAGACGUGAUUGACCUGAUCAAGAGCAGCCAUGAUUCUGUCACUAUAAAGGUGCAGCCAAUAUCCGAGCUUUGCGAGCUAUCCCGACGGCGGGCAGCGGACGGCGGUGGUGACGUGGAACUGGCUGACAGCAACGUGCGCGGCGGCACCCUCAGCCGGUCUGGCAGUCGGAGGUUCACUUCCACUCAGGCCAAAUCAGAGGAGCAGCUGGCCUGCGAAAAAGAAUGGCUGCAAACUGGCCACAUGUGGCUGGCGCACCGCGGCGGUUUCACAGCGGUCGUCAGGGAGGGCGACGCAGACCCUGGCCGGGCGAAAGUCCGCGUCAUACAGACUGGGGAGGUGCUGACCGUUGAUGAAGAUGAUCUGGAGAAGGCGAACCCUCCCCAACUGGAGCGCUGCGAGGACAUUGCUUCUCUCCGCUGCCUCAACGAGUGCGGGGCACUGCACGUGCUUCGCUCCCGGUACGCGGCCGGCCUACCACACGCUCGUGCUGGCCACGCGCUGCUCGUGCUAGGGCCACCAAGGCGCACUGCUCCUGUGUAUACCGAAAAGGUGGCAGCCAUGUUCCGCGGCUGCCGCGCCGAUGACAUGCCGCCGCACGUGUUCGCUGCUGCGCAGUCUGCUCACCGCUGCAUGCUCGCGUCUAGGAGAGACCGCGCCGUGGUCUUCCUUGGAAGCCAUGUUCCGCGGCUGCUGCAGAACGUGUUCGCUUCCGCGCAGUCUGCUCACCGCUGCAUGCUCGCCUCUAGGAGAGACCGGGCCGUGGUCUUCCUUGGAAGGUCCGGCUCAGGCAAAAGCUCAGCGAUGCGGCACUGUGUGUGGUACCUCGCCACUGCGUACCCGGCGCAGAGUUCCAAACUUACACCUGAGCGGUUCGACGCUGCCUUCGAUGUGCUGUACACCUUUGGGUCUUGUCGCACCAGUUCGAACGCGCACGCGUCGCGCUUCGUGGCGCUGACGUCACUGGACUUCGACGGCGGCGGCGCGCUUGUAUCGGCCUCGGUACAGACGCUGCUGCCCGACCUGAGGCCGGGACAGACUCCCAUGAGGGCUCUGCACGACUUAUUCCACGGCUGCGACGGCCGUCUUCGCCGCGAGUUACUACUCGACCAAGCGCCUCUGAACGCGCCGAACCCUUUCAUCAGCUGCAGCGAGAAGGCUGACGCGCCUACCGAAUUCGCGGCGCUGAAGGAAGCGCUGCAGCUGCUGAGCGUUACCGAACAGGAGCAGCUGGCGAUCUGGAAGAUACUGGCCGCGAUAUGCCAUUUGGGAUGGGCUGGCGCUGUUAAAGCAACAACAGCAUCGGGCCUCAAAUACCAGUUUGCUAGCACCGGGUGUGGGCAGCGUGCUGCGAGACUUCUAGGCGUAGCCCCUGAAGACCUGGCGAGAUCCGUGUUCUCUGGAGCCACGCCCACUUCGCCACAGUCGGCUAACAACUUGAGAACACCGUCGCCUUCAAACGAGCGAGAGAUUUCCGGCACCGAAGCAUUGGAUGCUUUCGUCACAGGCCUUUACAAUGAAACUUUCAACAUCGUCGCCGCACUCGUUAACAGGAGUCUAUCGACGUCGGCUCGAACCAUGGCGUCUGUUCUGCUGUUAGACAGUCCUGGCGCUGACAAUCCCAUGUGCGCCGGCCAGCAGAGCGGCGCGCCGCUGUCCAAACUGCUUUCCAACUACCUGCAGGAACGCCUGCAAGCCGUAUUCCACGAUGCAAUGCUGGUUGCGCCGAGGGAGCGCUACGCGCAGGAAGGCAUCACCCUCGACGACGGAGCUGAAGAAGACUGGCUGUCCGAGACAGUGAACCCGGGCCCGAUGGUGGAGCUCCUGGACAAGUCUCCCCAGAACACGAUCGUGCGCAGCUCGCAGGCUGACUUACGAGACUGCGACCGCCGCGGCCUCUUGUGGUUGCUGGACGAAGAGUCAAUGUACCCUGGCUCGUCCGACGACACAUUCUUGGAGCGCGUGAUGACGCACUACGGCGCGCCCAACCAGACUCAGUACCUGAUCAAGAAGGCGCCGCAUGCGAGACAGUUUGUCUUACAGCAUCUACAGGGCACCAAUCCAGUUCUGUAUGACGUCACUGGCUGGGUGAAGGCAAGCCGAGAGAGUCCUGUAACCAAGAAGGCUCUCACACUCCUGCAGGAGAGUCAAAACGACGACGUGGGCCGCCUCUCAUCCUGGGCCCGCGGCGCGUGCGGCGCCGGCUCGUGGUCGGCGUCCGUAGGCGAUGCGUCUACGCUGCGACGAGCGUCGUCUAUCCGACGCACGCUUACUUCAGGCACAGCUGGCAUGAAGCGGCGGUCGACUGCUCUUCAAGCGAAGUUCGUGGCGGACGGCAUAGUGGAUACGUUGCGUCGAUGCGGCUCUGGCGGUGUCCAGUUUGUGUGCUACGGCAUAGUGGAUACAUUGCGUCGCUGCGGCUCCGGUGGUGUCCAGUUUGUGUGCUGUCUGCUGACCAACCAGCCUUCGGAGAGCCCUGAUGACGUCAAUGUGCCGUUACUUCGGUCACAGUUUGUGUGCUGUCUGCUGACCAACCAGCCUUCGGAGAGCCCUGAUGACGUCAACGUGCCGUUACUUCGGUCACAGGUGAGAUAUUAA
Messenger RNA from Ostrinia nubilalis (European corn borer), 4299 nucleotides. It is a transcript of the gene Mhcl, whose product is annotated as unconventional myosin-XVIIIa-like. The coding region runs from base 349 to 4299 and encodes 1316 amino acids. The transcript is spliced from 22 exons. NCBI's taxonomy places the organism in Eukaryota, Metazoa, Arthropoda, Insecta, Lepidoptera, Crambidae. Gene Ontology annotation, molecular function: actin filament binding; ATP binding; microfilament motor activity. Gene Ontology annotation, biological process: vesicle transport along actin filament; actin filament organization. The record is from RefSeq and is a predicted model, not a curated record. Gene Ontology annotation, cellular component: actin cytoskeleton; myosin complex; vesicle.